GAACCAGGGCCUGGCCUCCUGACCCCUGAUGACCCAAGUGCCCUAGGGCUUGUCCCUAGCUGGCCACACCUUUUGUCCCCAGCACGCCACCCUCUAGCCGUGGUUGCAUUUUAGGGAUGACAGAUUGCAUUUUAGGGAUGCCACAGGCCAUGACGCCUCUGUCGGGGCUGACAGCUCCUCACCUGACCUCCCUCUGGAAGGCACAGGACUGCCCCCCUCCCAGAUGAGCCAGUCGGGGCUCUGAAAACUCCAUAGGGGUGAGGAAGUUCCCUGUUGAGGGGGGUUCCCCAAGCCUGGCUAAUCUGAUCCUGACCCUGUGUGCAAGUGGGGGGAGGGGAGAGGGGCAGGGAGUUUGAACCCCAGACAGGCAGGGGCCUGGGUGCUGAGACCCUCCACUCAGCUUCCCACCCCUCUGAGGCCUGAAGUUUUCCUGGGGCCUGUGGGAGAUGGGCGGGGCCUCUCAAGCUGGGCUCCAGUUUCCGUGGAAACCCACAGGCUUCCCACCCACUGCUGCCUGGGCAGGCUCCCAACUGGGGCCUCAUCCGCUGCCAGCCUCUCCUCCCCAGUCCAGUCUGCUCCACCCUCAGCCUCUCUAGGCCCCCUCCCUGAGUCCCCAUCCCCUAGCCCAGCCUCUGGCCUCUUCCACUGGCCUCUGAUGCCUUCUUAGGGAAGCUGGGCCUCUCCUGCCCCAUCCCUAAACUUUAGCUUCUCAGGAAACAGGCUUUCCCAGCUCCUGCCCCUCCCUCUCAGGCCUUUCUAGUCUCACACCAGCUGCUGGGCCUGGCCAGGCCUCCUGCUCCUUCCCACCUACCACCUCCUUAGACCAACAGACAACAGGCCUCCUAGGCUAUUGUUCUACUUGCUUACUCCCCGCCCCCUACCCCAUGGAGACCCCAGGACUGGUUGUGCAAGGGGAGGCUGCAUCCUUUUCCACAGCACUCCGAAGCCUGCUCAACAAUCCCCAAUACAGUGAUGUUUGCUUUGUGGUCGGUCAAGAGCGGCAGGAGGUGUUUGCCCACCGGUGCUUGUUGGCCUGUAGAUGCAACUUCUUCCGAGGACUUCUUGGCCCAAAGCUGGGCCCCGGGAUGCCUAGCCCUGUGGUGCUAAGCACCGUGCCAGCUGAGGCCUUCCUGGCAGUGCUGGAGUUCCUGUACACCAACAGUGUCAGGCUGCACCGCCACUCUGUGCUGGAGGUGCUGACCGCGGCUGUGGAAUAUGGGCUGGAGGAACUGCGAGCGCUGUGCCUGGAGUUUGUGGUGAAGGUGAUGGAUGUGGAAAUGGUCUGUGAGGCCUUGCAGGUUGCCGUAACCUUUGGCCUGGGAGCCCUGCAGGAGCGUUGCGUAGCCUUCAUAGAGGCCCACAGCCGGGAGGCGCUCCGGACCCGGGGCUUCUUGGAGCUGUCGGCGCCCGCCUUGCUGCCCCUGCUGCGCAGCGACAGGCUCUGCGUGGACGAGGCCGAGCUGGUCCUGGCCGCCCGGAGCUGGGCGCGCGUGGGCGCGGCCGUGCUGGAGCGGCCUGUGGCCGAGGUGGCGGCCCCGGUGGUACGGGAGCUGAGACUGGCCUUACUGGCCCCGGCGGAGCUGAGCGCCCUGGAGGAGCAGAACCAGCGGGAGCCGCUCAUCCCGGUGCAGACGCGGGGGAUGCCGCGGGCCAGGGUGGGCGGGCGAGGGUGUCCCACCGACUCCGCGGUGACCGGCCUUCCCCUGCAGGUGGAGCAGAUCGUGGAGGCGUGGAAAUGCCACGCUCUGCGGAGAGGGGAUGCGACCCGGGGCGCCCCGUGCCGCCGCCGGAGGGGGACCCUGCCCCGGGAGCACCACGGCUUUCUGGAUCUGCCCCUUAAGUGACCGAAGGCCGCGAUUCGCGGGGAAUUCUGGGCCUGUCCCAAACUACAGCUCCCAACAUGCCUGGCGCUCAGAGGGGGCUUCCGCCCCCAGCAUGCCCUGCGAGCGGGGGGCGGGAAGAACGGCUGUCUGCCCAAUGCGGGGGCGGGGGCGGGAGGGGCGGAGCCCCCAAGCGAUUCCUCCGCGCCUUACCCUGGCUCUGUCCCGGGGCUCUGGCAGCGCUGCUACCCCCGCGUUUACUUCCGUAACCCCCACAUCUUUUCAGCUCUGCUCCCUCUUUAUUCCAGACCUGCUUCUUGAAGCUCUCUCUCCAGAUCCCCGAAGCUCUCUCUCCAGAUCCCCGACACUCAGUCCAAGUCGAGCUGCCUUCUCAUCUUCCCCAGCUCCGCCCCCAUCGUGUUUCUCAUCCACGUGGG
Messenger RNA from Nyctereutes procyonoides (raccoon dog), 2257 nucleotides. RefSeq names its product BTB domain containing 19 (gene BTBD19). The transcript has 7 exons. Gene Ontology annotation, molecular function: protein binding. The record is from RefSeq and is a predicted model, not a curated record. The coding region runs from base 885 to 1844 and encodes 319 amino acids. NCBI's taxonomy places the organism in Eukaryota, Metazoa, Chordata, Mammalia, Carnivora, Canidae.